AAGAAAAGUCUGUCAAAAACGAAACCGGAGUGGAGGAGAGUUGUUUUGAUGUCCGUGAUUGUCUGAAGUGUUUGUGAACGUUUUCAGCUCUCGUCUAUUUUAAGUGCGUUGGUUACGCUUAAAUGGCUUAAAACAAUCCUCGGUAUUAACUCCGGAGACUUUCAUCCUUCCUUUACAGUUGAACAUUGCUGGGACAACCAGUCACGCUAGAAAUGCACUUUCUUGGCAUUUUUCUUGGCCUUUUUGUGCUAAUUUUAUCCGAUUCAUCACUGGGUUUUCCUGUUCCAGUAGAUACCAUCAUAGUGCAGGUCCAGCAGUGGGCAGUGGUGGGAGCUCUGCAGGUCACAGAGCAAGUCCUUCUCAAUGGAGUCUCUCUUAGUGGAAAAAGCCAGGAAUUUGACAGCAUUAUCCAAACCAUGUCAGCUGAUACACUCCUUCCAACUCUUAUCAGUGUCAACCACACGUCCAGCCUGAUGAACCACACUGUUCUUCAUUCUCGUGAAUGCAUACUGGAGGGGUCUCAGCUGCACUGGGCUGACCGUGUGUUCUAUGAUGGGAAGGUGUUUCUGACUCUGGACCACACUGACACGUGGACAGCGCACAUACCGGAAGCACUGGCCUUUAAAGUGUUGUGGGAGCAGGAAGAGCAGCGCACAAAGGCGGAGCGGAUCCACCUUCAGGAGGGAUGCGUCAAGAUGAUGGCAAAGCUGAUGCUUUCUGAGGAGCAGUCUGUUCCAGGGAUUCCCUUGCCUAGGUUUCUGAUCCCAAUCUUGGCGCUCCUGGUGUUUACAGGACUAAUCAUCAUCAGUCUCAUCCUCUUCAAAAACCAGGGUUUGAGGCACCCUGGAGGUGUUGUUGGCUCAAUUAUACAUUACCCCAAGGACAUGAGUGAGACUGCUCCAGACAUAAAAGGCAAUGGUUACCGUACCUUGUAAUUCAAAGCUCCAGCUGGUUAACAGGGCCACGUUUGAGCUUUCUAGUCCAUUUCCACGGUUGAAUGUCCACAUACUGAUUUAACACUUCCACUUCCUGCUGUGUACAGACAGUAUUGCUCCAUGAAUGUAACCAAACGUGUGGUCUAGUUUCCAGACUGCAUUAUGUUAUGCACUUUAAUGUAAUUAUCACACUUUACUCUGGUGCAUUUAUUCCAUAUACUUUUAAUAUGUGUGCAUGCAUAUUCACAUAUAUAAACACACACAGAAAUGUAAUCAUGUUGACUGCCUGAGUCAAUAUACAAGCUUCUUUUUGCACAAUUAAAAACUGUAAGGGCAGACAUUUUAAUCAUUUCUGGACUAAGCUAUUCAGGUAAACAAUUUAUGUGUAAAUGUAUAAUAAAUAUGUUCUAUGUUAAGCAUGUACAGUAUCUAAUGCAAGUUAAGACAAAAAAUAUCCCAACUUGUCUUACAAUCGGUGAAUAAAGCCCUGCUCUCAAGUGCUUUUAGUUUUGACCAAUCACACUGAACUCUGCCAAACACUGGAUGGACUACUGUCAGUGUGUCCAGUGAUCCAAAGACUGUGUUGUGUUGUUUGGUUUGAGAUACUGUCCUUAUGGUUUUCAUAUUUCUUUGUGUCUUUUCUAUAUGUUUGCCCCUAUGAUUUGUUCAUGUAAAAUUUAAAUAAAAUGUUAAAUAAAAAUUAUAUUAUAUUAUUA
Cottoperca gobio is the source of this 1651-nucleotide messenger RNA. RefSeq lists its product as uncharacterized. The record is from RefSeq and is a predicted model, not a curated record. Bases 213 to 935 code for a protein of 240 amino acids. NCBI's taxonomy places the organism in Eukaryota, Metazoa, Chordata, Actinopteri, Perciformes, Bovichtidae. The transcript has 6 exons.